This is a messenger RNA of Callorhinus ursinus (northern fur seal), 599 nucleotides long. It is a transcript of the gene TSTD1, whose product is annotated as thiosulfate sulfurtransferase like domain containing 1. Lineage: Eukaryota; Metazoa; Chordata; Mammalia; Carnivora; Otariidae. Gene Ontology annotation, cellular component: cytoplasm. Gene Ontology annotation, molecular function: thiosulfate-thiol sulfurtransferase activity. The record is from RefSeq and is a predicted model, not a curated record.
CCGGUUCCGGUCCCGGCUCCGCGAGGGCGGGGGAGAUGCUGCCGGCACCGAGGAGGCGGCUCGGGGGUGCAUUCCUGCGGCUCGCCGAGGCGGCGCGCACCAUGGCUGGAGCGCCCACGGUCUCGCUCCCUGAACUGCGUUCGCUCCUGGCCUCCGGCCAGGCCCGGCUCAUCGAUGUGAGAUCUCGGGAGGAGGCGGCAGCGGGGACCAUCCCGGGGGCGCUCAACAUCCCGGUGUCUGAGUUGGAAAGUGCCCUGCAGAUGGAGCCCGCUGCUUUCCAGGCUUUGUACUCCGUGGAGAAGCCGAAGCUGGAAGAGGAGAACCUCAUUUUCUUCUGUCAAAUGGGCAGGCGGGGCUUGCAGGCCACGCAGCUGGCCCAAGGCCUUGGAUACACCGGGGCUCGCAACUUCGCAGGAGCCUAUAGAGAAUGGUCCCAGAAAGAAGGUUAGGUAGAAAGUGGCUGACUUACUGCCCUCUCUCCCUCGGCCCCAUGGCCGCCUUAACUAAGGGUGGUGAAGGGGCUGACUCCUCAGGUUGGGUAAGCUCCUUAUAGUGCUGCGCAUGCAAAAGCAUCAAAUAAAGAGCAUUUAGUCAAAAUA